ACAUUUCAUCUCCACAGGUCUGUAUUUGCUGAGGUGCAGGAUGUCUGCCCUGAGGCUGAUCUCUAACAGGACCUCCCAGCAGGCCUUGUCCAACUCUGAUUACACCUGGGACUACGAGUACUAUGAGUACGGACCUGUGUCAUUUGAAGGCCUCAAGGCUCAUAAGUAUUCCAUUGUGAUUGGAUUUUGGGUUGGUCUUGCAGUUUUUGUCAUCUUCAUGUUUUUUGUCCUGACCCUGCUGACGAAGACAGGAGCGCCACAUCAAGACAAUGCAGAGCUUUCUGAAAAAAGAUUUCACAUGAAGAGCUUUGUGGCAGAAUUCGGAAGACCUUUGGAGUCUGAGAGGGUCUUUUCUCACCAAAUGGCUGAAGAAUCCCAGUCACUUUUCCAUUUCUGCAUUAAUGAAGUGGACCAUAUGAACAAAGAAAAAGAAAGUCAGAAAGGUCAAAGUCUGGAGAGUAAUACCCACUUCCAGGAGGUUCCCAAGAGCAGUGCAAUGUUUGAGGAAGACCUACAUUGUCUUACAAAAUUUAACAUUCCUAACUUUGUGAACACUGAGCAGAACUCUUCAUUAGGUGAGGAUGAUCUCCUCAUCUCAGAGCCACCAAUCAUUUUAUAAAGCAAACUGGUUAUGCAAUCUUAACAUUAGAUCCUUGAUUGAAGAAUCCUUUAAGGUAAACAUCUCCAUUAUUGUCCAGUUUGAAGCCUUUCUUGGCCUCCUGCUCCUUUGACGGAAAGCAUUUCAGACCUGUGCUUUUCAUUGUAUGUAAGACUGGCUGUACUGAUAGAGCUCAGUUUAGACAAGAAGAGAGACACUGAAUGCUUUAUUCUGAUGCCUUCUGUGGUCUAAAACUUCUGCCCAGUAUUAUUUUUGCUUUUUGGUUUUUUUUUUUUUUUGUUUCUUGCACUGUUCUUCAUUUUUAAACAACUACUCAUGACCAGCUUCUGAAGGAUAAUAAUCCACUGUGAAGGACUGUGAAGGCUGAGCCUGGCAUUGGGAGGUCUGUGAAAAUUCAUUGGCCAAGAAAAGUGUAAAUCUCCAAGGGGACUGAAGAAAGGAAUAAACAGCCCCUGGGGAUGCUCUGUGGUUUCUGCUGCUCCCAAUAAAGAUGCCUGAAGCUGAGCACCACAAUAAAUCCUGCUUUGGACUAACUUCACUUUCUGAUCCCUAACUGCUUUUUGGUGCAGGUUAAACCCAUUUUACAAAGCUUCCAGAGGGAAUACCUUGCAAGUGAAAUUGUUUGGUUACAGUGUUUACAAAAUGCUAUCUCCACCUGCUGCUGAGUAAAACAAAUUGGUGCCUGUAAUUAUAACUCAGAAUGACACCUCAGCAGCUGCCCCUGAUGACAUAAAUUAGUAUUCUACACACAAACUGUGAUUUGACUAUUUUCUUUUUUUUUUUCCCUGCUAGUUGCUGAUGUGAAAUUCCAGUUCAGUAAUUACAGGAUUCAGUAGCUAAAUCAUAGGAAAUAAGAAAAAACCUAUUUUUCUUCUGCCAAUAAAGUUACUACAUGCAAAUGGUGGUGGUA
Melozone crissalis (California towhee) is the source of this 1529-nucleotide messenger RNA. RefSeq names its product melanocortin 2 receptor accessory protein 2 (gene MRAP2). Gene Ontology annotation, biological process: protein localization to plasma membrane; regulation of adenylate cyclase-activating G protein-coupled receptor signaling pathway. The record is from RefSeq and is a predicted model, not a curated record. Gene Ontology annotation, cellular component: plasma membrane; endoplasmic reticulum. The transcript is spliced from 3 exons. Gene Ontology annotation, molecular function: type 1 melanocortin receptor binding; type 4 melanocortin receptor binding; type 3 melanocortin receptor binding. The coding region runs from base 41 to 619 and encodes 192 amino acids. Lineage: Eukaryota; Metazoa; Chordata; Aves; Passeriformes; Passerellidae.